This is a messenger RNA of Drosophila yakuba, 1931 nucleotides long. RefSeq lists its product as uncharacterized. The record is from RefSeq and is a predicted model, not a curated record. Gene Ontology annotation, cellular component: autophagosome; nucleus. Gene Ontology annotation, biological process: positive regulation of DNA-templated transcription; autophagosome assembly. Bases 560 to 1780 code for a protein of 406 amino acids. Lineage: Eukaryota; Metazoa; Arthropoda; Insecta; Diptera; Drosophilidae. The transcript has 5 exons.
GUCAGUCGUUGUUGCUAGCAUACGUCACGGAGUUCCUGUAGCGCUGCUCUUCACCGCACUUCUCACCCCCUCAGUUAAGCAAAAAAAACGGAAGUAAUCAGCACAAAAAACCUAUAAGCACGGCAAUUAAAAAACAUUUCGAAAACUGUGCAAAAAGCCUUGCUGGUGCAAAAUAUUGCAGAGAAUACGGGGAGAUUCCGACACCGAUCGAUCAAUAAACUCCGGGCAGCAACUUCUACGCUACGAAGAAAUCAAAAAAGAGAAAGAAACAGAAGAAGAUAAGACAAGAAAACAGCGUACAAACCAGUAACAGAAACAAAUACAAAAAGAAUUAAAUAAAAGACUGAGCAACGUUCAAGCAAAUCCAAGGAACAAAAACCAACAGCAACAUAAGCAAUCUCCCCCACAAAACGUCUCUCUCUAACUGUGAAACUAGGCCCACAAAAAAAAAUCCGAGUGGAAAAGCGCAACUUUGAUCUCAGCAAGAAGCAAUACAACAAUAAGACAAAAGAAGAGCCAGCGCACUUUACCGCCGGAUCAGCCGCAUUAACCCCGUAUAAUGUUAAGCAGCCUCGCCUCGUAUCUCUUUGGAUCAGCCACAUCCGAUUCCAUUAGCCAAGAAGCCAAGCCCGCCCAGAAUCAACCCAACUCGAAUCCCGGCCCGACCAGCGAUCCCGCAGCUGGCGAUGUAAUUGAGGUCACCUCCUCGACGCCCUCGGUAGCGGGCAGCAAUCGUGGCGCGGUACGCGCCGCCAACGGCAAGCGGGGCAAGAACAGGCGUGGCAAGCAGCAGCAGCGGUCCAACCUGCAGCAGCAGCAGCAGCAGCGGAAGCAGCAGCCAGCGAUCACCAAGUUGCUGACGCCCGCGGGCGAGAUCACCGACGAGGACUUCGACGAGGACGAAUGGUACAUUGUGGAGAACGAUGUCGAGGAGUACGACUCCCUGCCGCGCAGCGACUCCGAGGAGGAGCUCUCCGUGGUGGAGGUGUCGCAGCCGCGUCCCUCUGCAUUGGCAACGGUGCCCACUGGCACCACAGCGGCCAGCUGCCGUCGCCGGCAGGGCGUCAACACGUAUUCACUGUACAGUGGGCCGCGGCCGCAGCAGCAGCGCAACUAUCUGCAACGCUCGCGCGUCUCGAGGCCGCUGAGCAUCAGCACCCUCAGCCCGCCCAGAAGUGUGCCCGCUCUGGGGGCAGGUGAUCCUGACACUCUGACCCAGUCGCUGUACGUGGCCUCGCCGAGCGGCAGUGACCAGAGUCAGGGUGCUAACGUGCUGAUGGAGGAGUCCUGGUACGUAACACCGCCACCAUGCUUCACCUCGAUUGGGCCAAUCAAUAUGGAAACAUCACCAUUUGAGAAUCUAUUGAUUGAGCAUCCAAGCAUGUCCGUUUAUCGUAGUAUUAGGUCCACCCAGGAGGGAACCGAAAGUUUUGUUAAUCUUGAUCUCGGUGUGUCGGCGGAGGUGCCGCAGCAGCGGGAGGAGCCCGAGUCGCAGGCUGAGGAGCCACAGGAGCAGCGCCAGGUGCUCCAGGAGCAGCGUGCCACCAACGCUCGCUUCGAUCGCCAUGCGGCUGCCCAGCUGAAGCAGCAGACGCUGGCUCGUCAGAGCCAGAAGAGCAACAACAAGAAGCAGCACCAGCAGCUAUGCCGCAGUGCCAUCAAGCGGGCCAACAAGGUGCGCGACUUCCAGGCCAAGGCCAACCGCCCGCGCCGCUCGGAGAUGCAGCACUGCAAGCUGGUCAGCGGCGCCAACAACAACCGCAGCAAGUGCUGCUACUAGGCGUGCACCACCCAAAACCACCCAACACACAACACACAACACCACCACCACCACCACGCCUCCAGUGCCCCAAGAGCGCCGAAGGAGGAGCAUUACAAUCAUGGCAGGCGACGCGAUUUUAAUUAGUAUUUUAACCCAAAACCCCCCAAAA